AUGCAAGCUCCGUUUAGCCCGGCGUUCGGCGGCGGAGCGCGCGGCGUCGCCGGGGCAGGUGGCCCGCCGCCGGGAGGCGCGCCGCCGCCGCCGACAGCUCAAGCAGAGACACGAGGCGCGCCCGCCGCCCGCGGCAGGUCAAUCGAGCGCAAACUCCGUUUAGCCCGGCGUUCGGCGGCGGAGCGCGCGGCGUCGCCGGGGCAGGUGGCCCGCCGCCGGGAGGCGCGCCGCCGCCGCCGACAGCUCAAGCAGAGACACGAGGCGCGCCCGCCGCCUGCGGCAGAACCAGAACCAGAAAAGCCGAUGGAAACUGAGACAGAAAAGGAACAACAAACACCACCGAGCCCCGGAGAGAUACUGGACGACUCUAAAGACGCAGAAUCAGCAGAGCGCUCCGCGUCACCUCUCUUCGGCGCCAAGACCGAAGGCCGAAAACGGAACGUCGAUGAUCGUCGGCAGAACGCAAUGGCCGCCCUUCGAGCCCAGAGGGACGCCAAAGCUACCAGAGUGGAAAAAGACAAGCAGAAGAGAAGAUUGGAAGAAGAGAAGAACAAGGAUAAAGAAGAGGAAGAUGACGCUGACGAGCUUAUUGGCGGCUCCGGCAAGCAGAGCGUCAAGCUGAAGGCGUCUGACAUCUACUCCGACGACUCGGGCUCAGACUCGGAGGAUAACAAGUCUACAGGAGGUCGAGAACCCACUCAUUCACUGAAGAACUCAUUCACUCACUCACUGAAGAAACGCGAGGAGGUCGAGGUCAAGUACGCAGACACUCGCGACCAGAUCAACAAGCUUCGGCUUAGCAGGUUCAAACUGGAGCGUUUGGUUCACCUUCCGUUCUUCGCGCGCGUGGUGACGGGAUGCUUCGUCAGGAUCGGGAUCGGGAACAACAACGGGAAUCCCGUCUAUAGGGUAGCAGAAAUCAUAGACGUUUAUGAGACGGCGAAGGUAUACAACUUGGGCAACACGCGCACCAACAAGGGACUCAAGCUCAGACACGGGACUCAAGACCGAGUGUUCAGGCUUGAGUUCGUCAGCAAUCAG
Messenger RNA from Ostrinia furnacalis (Asian corn borer), 1041 nucleotides. Its product is annotated as RNA polymerase-associated protein Rtf1-like. The record is from RefSeq and is a predicted model, not a curated record. Gene Ontology annotation, cellular component: Cdc73/Paf1 complex. Gene Ontology annotation, molecular function: DNA binding; RNA polymerase II C-terminal domain phosphoserine binding. NCBI's taxonomy places the organism in Eukaryota, Metazoa, Arthropoda, Insecta, Lepidoptera, Crambidae. The transcript has 9 exons. The annotation marks the transcript as partial.